UUGGGGGAUUUGUGUGGACGCAAAACCAGAGGGCCGUUUGUGGAUGCAAAUGGUGAGGACAGUCUUCACAUUCGCCACCGACCGCUUCAACACACCCAUACUAUUCGAAUCUCACCCUUUUUAAUCUUUCCCAACUACAACCAUUUCUUGAUUCAAUUCAUUUCCACUCUCAGAAAUGGCGGAUUCUGCCUUUUCUUCCCUUCCCGACGACAUUCUUCUCAACAUCUUCUUCAAGCUCGAAGACGAUCCCCGCUACUGGGCUCGAUUGGCCUGUGUUUCCACCAAAUUCUCCUCUAUUAUCCGCAACAUCUGCUGGAAGAAUAAGUGUUCCAAGGCCAUCCCCUCUCUCGUUGCUGAUCUUGCCAUCGGCGGCUCUAUUCCCCCCGGUGGAUGGGCCUCCCUUCAUAAGCUUGCUGUCUGUUGUCCCGGUCUCAUCCAUUCCGGUGUUCUUCUCGAGAAUUCCGAUUUCGGCCUCGGCCGCGAGCUUGGUCCUGAUGAAAAUUACAUGAAAUUGGUCGCGUCUCACCUAUCGGAAACGGAAACGAAAUCGAAAUCCUCUACUGCUCUAUUUGAGGUUAAUUCUGAUCUCUCUGCCUCUGCUUCUGCUUCUGAUUGUGCUUGGUCUCUCUACGAUGAUCUGUAUCUCGAUACUGUUUAUAAUGAUUCUGAAGCCUCCGAUGUUCCCGACCCCCAAAUUGGUGUUACCAAAGUGGAGAAAGGCGUUUUUAUGGCGGAUAGGGAAUUUUAUCUUUCGGAGAGGAGAAGAAUCAGCAGGUCCAUGAAAUCGCAUUUGGCAUCUGGUGUUUGGAACUUAAGCAGGGAAGAAGGAAACAAACUGCUUCGAAGCCGAUUUCGCGGCGAUUCUCUGUACAUUUGUGAUUGGCCUGGAUGUGUUCACAUUGAAGAGAAGCGUAAUUACAUGAUUUUCAGAGGCGUUUUCAAGAACUUCAAGGGAUCUCAUGUCUGGAGAACGAUAAGGGAUGGCAAUAGGAACAAAAUUGAUGUGAAUUGUGCGUUUUGUUCUUGCAACGAGACUUGGGAUUUGCAUUCCGCCUUCUGUUUGAGGCGAGUUUUUGGGUACCAUGAUGAUGGAGAGCCAGUUGUUCGAGCUUAUGUCUGUGAGAAUGGACAUGUCUCUGGAGCUUGGACGGAUCUGCCAUUAUACACUUGAUUUCACUUCUGGGUUUGCUCUAAUUCCUCAUUCAAAUCCAUAGGAACUCGAGAAAUACAUGGAGGCAAUGUUUUGCUGCUAGGGAAAGAUGGGACAUAGCAUAGCUUUCAACCUUGGAGGAUGAUGGGGCGAAAGAAGUUGGAAGUUCAAAUGGAGCAAUCCUUAAAAGAUAAGUAGAAAGAAAUCAGAACCUUGGUAUUUUGUGCGUAUUUGUAUAUGAUGAAUUGAUCUGUUAUAGUGGGAGUAUUGUUUCCCCUUCUUCAUUUAAUGAAAGAAAUGCUCUAAGACUAUGUUCUUACAGAUUUGUAGGGCCAA
Messenger RNA from Cucurbita pepo subsp. pepo (vegetable marrow), 1486 nucleotides. Its product is annotated as phytochrome A-associated F-box protein. Lineage: Eukaryota; Viridiplantae; Streptophyta; Magnoliopsida; Cucurbitales; Cucurbitaceae. The record is from RefSeq and is a predicted model, not a curated record. Gene Ontology annotation, molecular function: protein binding.